AGAGCAUGAAAUGAUCAUAAAGACUGAAUAAUCUUACAUAAGCUAACAUUCGGUAGUGGUAUAGUCUCUGGCUGUGUAUAAAGCAUGUCUACAGCAGGAGAGAUGUAUCAAAUGGAGUCUACAUAAGGAAACAUCUGUCACAACUCUAACUGUAAUCUUUCAUUGUGCUGACAUUUAUUUAGGGUAAUUUUUAAUACAUUUUAAGGACCUGCAGGAAUUGCAUACAGACUCUUCUGUCCUGAACUGAUAUGAUAAAAUCAUUUACUCAAAAUGUAGGUAGUAAGUUAUGAAUGUCUGUGCAGUCUUACAAGUUUAAAAUUAAGUAUACAGAAAGGCUGUCUUGCAACAAAAAGUGAUGAUAGGUGAAAUUCAAUGUGAUGAUUGGUCAUAAAAUGUUUGUGACGUGACAAUGGAAACUUCUGUCCAGGCUUCUGUAACAGACAAAUUGCACAGUCCAGUACAGUAGGUGGCAGUAUGACAUAUUGUACCCUUGGCAAAGGCUGGUGCUCUACACAGUGUUGCACACAGCUUGCAAACAGAGCCAAAACUCGUGUUGCACGAUGGCUAACGCUACGCUUCAGUCAUUCAACGUGUUUCUGACGGAAAGAUUAACCGCAGCUGCGGUAGACAUCUAUGGAUUCGUUGAGAAGACAAUAAUAGACUACCAGGAGGAGGUGUACCGAACACAACUGGAGAACCAGAGGUUGCAGCGGCUGCUGGAUUUGGUCUACAAACCAGAGAUAAGACUGCACAGGACAGAUGCCAAACAGCCAACUGCACCUACAUCCGCAGAGGAGACUCCCCCUAAACAGCAGGAGUGGAGCCCGAGUGUGUGCCAGGACGAGCCAGGACCCUCGGAGGUUAAAGCGGAGCAGGAGGAGCAGAAGGAGGAACUGUGGAUUAACGGGAAUGAAGAGCUGCCUUCAGCAGAGGACAGCGAUGAUGGGGACGCCUUGACAAAAGAACUCAUCAAAACUGUGCAGCAGUUAGAGGACUGUAGAGCAGCAGAGGAGAGCAGAGAGAAAAUGCAAACCGCUGCAGAGGAUCCAAAGCACUCUGAAGAGAAGACAGGUACCACCUUAUACCGCUGCCACAUAUGCAACUACAUAUUCACCAAAAAAACUGUACUUACAUGGCACCUGAAGACGCACGAAAGCAGGUCGCAUGACGGCAAGGGAAACUUUGACUGUCACAUAUGUGGCAAACACAUACCCUGUCAGAGCAAUCUGCAGAACCACAUGAGAGUGCACACAGGAGAGAGACCCUACAGCUGCCAUUUCUGUGGCAAAUGUUUUAAACUGAAAGGACACAUGACAGAACAUAUAAGAACUCACACAGGAGAGAAACCUUUCAGCUGUCACAUCUGUGACAAAUCUUUCAACAGAGGAUCAACUCUGAGGAAACACGUUUUAGCCAAACAUAAAGAGGAGAGACCGUACAAAUGUGGGGAUUGUGAGGAGUUAUUCACCGAAAGGCUGCUGAUGAAGAGGCACAUGCGAAAAGUUCACGGCGUCAAACUGUCCACGAGUCAAAGCCCUGCCUAGAACCUUAGAAUAAGCAUCUCUGAUAAUGCACGUUGCAUAAAAUCUGAGAAUAGGGCAAGGUAUCUUUUGAAAUUGUUCGAUACUAGCUCCAUUGAGUUUUGGUACCAACACCAGAACAAUACUUCAUAAUCUUUUUUUUUGUUGUAUGUUUGAGAUGAAGCCAAACUUCUCAAAUGUUAAAUGCUGUCAUACAUAAAUAGCUUUAAGAACAUUGCUUAAAUAAAAUGCAAUCUAGAAUUGGCACAAUUAUUAUUUUGAAAGGGAAUAGUUUGACAUUGCUGUCCUGCCGAGAGUUAGAUGAGGAGAUUGAUCUCACUCUCAUAAGGAGCUGGAGCCAGGAAGUGAUUAGUUUAGCUCAGGAUAAAGACUGAGAGUAGCUGGAAACAGCUAGCCUUGUUUUGUUAAAAAAAUACACCUAUAGUUUUAAAUAUCUCUAAAGCUCACUAAUUUUACCUUGUUUGUUAAAUUCAUUCACAAACAAAUUUAAAACUAUUUCUUGUACUAACAACAGUGUCAUAGCACAGUCACAUCCUGGGGGCUUGUUGCGGU
Micropterus salmoides (largemouth bass) is the source of this 2093-nucleotide messenger RNA. Its product is annotated as zinc finger protein 2 homolog. Gene Ontology annotation, biological process: regulation of transcription by RNA polymerase II. The transcript has 2 exons. Gene Ontology annotation, molecular function: DNA-binding transcription factor activity; RNA polymerase II cis-regulatory region sequence-specific DNA binding. The record is from RefSeq and is a predicted model, not a curated record. NCBI's taxonomy places the organism in Eukaryota, Metazoa, Chordata, Actinopteri, Centrarchiformes, Centrarchidae. Bases 561 to 1544 code for a protein of 327 amino acids.